This is a messenger RNA of Austrofundulus limnaeus, 610 nucleotides long. RefSeq names its product type-4 ice-structuring protein LS-12. The record is from RefSeq and is a predicted model, not a curated record. The coding region runs from base 134 to 538 and encodes 134 amino acids. NCBI's taxonomy places the organism in Eukaryota, Metazoa, Chordata, Actinopteri, Cyprinodontiformes, Rivulidae. The transcript is spliced from 4 exons.
UCUUCGUGGAAGUGAUGAAACUCUGAGCAGACCUGAUUAAACUCAUCGUCUGAGGCUAUAAAAGCCCCAGGCUGUCUGUCAGCAGCCACCAUCACCUCCAGGAACCUCAGGUCGGUCUUGAUCCUCUGCAGCCAUGAAAUUCUCCCUUGUUGCCGCUCUCUUAAUGCUUCUGGCUUUUGCCUACAGCUCCGAGGCGAGGACACUGGUGAGACGGGACGUCCAGUCUGACGUGGACAAGAUCAGCCAGCUCUUCAGGGACAUGUCCACCAGCUUGUCCUCUGCAACACAGGACAUGGUGGACAGGAUGAAGACUAUUGAGAUGACCAACAACGCUCAGAUCCAGCCCCUGAUGGAGUCGGUCCAGGCCGAGGCCACCAAGCUGCAGGAGCAGGUCAAGCCCUACUUCAGCAACAUCGAGGAGCAGAUGAAGCCCCUGAGGGACAGCCUGCAGACCCAGGUCAAACCUCUGGCUGACCUGAUGGAGAAGUUCCUGCAGGACAUGGUGGACCAGUCCAAAGCCCUGCUGCCUCCUCAGUGAACCAAGAACUGAACUGUCUCACAUGGUAGAACUGCACCAUUAAACGGGCCUGAAAGCCAGACGUCUCAAUCA